Messenger RNA from Gekko japonicus, 5062 nucleotides. It is a transcript of the gene ASXL1, whose product is annotated as additional sex combs like 1, transcriptional regulator. The transcript is spliced from 12 exons. The record is from RefSeq and is a predicted model, not a curated record. Lineage: Eukaryota; Metazoa; Chordata; Lepidosauria; Squamata; Gekkonidae. Gene Ontology annotation, molecular function: DNA binding; chromatin binding; peroxisome proliferator activated receptor binding. The coding region runs from base 1 to 4566 and encodes 1521 amino acids. Gene Ontology annotation, biological process: positive regulation of transcription by RNA polymerase II; animal organ morphogenesis. Gene Ontology annotation, cellular component: PR-DUB complex.
AUGAGCUGGACAAUGAGUGAUGCUCACUCGGUGGAACGUAGUAGGAGAGUGGGCCCUGCAGAUGCGUGGGCCCGAGGCCGGAAGGACUUUGUGCAGGUGCUUGAAAACUACUCAGAUGGACCUAUGACCCCAAAACAGAUCCUGCAGGUCAUAGAGUCUGAGGGCCUGAAGGAAACAAGUGGCACCUCCCCACUGGCCUGCUUGAACGCCAUGCUUCACUCAAAUUCCAGAAGCUGCGAUGGACUUUUCUACAAGCUCCCUGGGCGCAUCAGCCUGUUCAGCCUGAAGAAGGAUGCUGUGCAGUGGUCUCGGAGCCUGUCUGCCCCGGAAGGAGAAGAGCUGGAUGAUGCUGUCGAUGCUGAGAGCAGCGGCUCCAACGAAGCCAGCACCGUGAGCGGCGACAAUGACGUGUCUCUAGACGAAACCUCUUCAAAUGCCUCUUGUUCCACUGAGCCUCAGAGCAAAAACACACCUGCUUUACGGGAAAGCCACAGAGCAGCUUCGCAGACAAGCAAACAGAAGAAAAAAACGGGCGUGAUGCUUCCUCGUGUGGUUUUGACGCCCCUGAAAGUAAACGGAGCUCACAUGGAGACUUCGUCAGGUUUCACAGGAAGACAAGCGGGCAGUGAGAGCAGCAGCAGCUCCUCAGCCCUGCCCAACGCCGCGGCGCGCAGCAGGACGGAGAUCGCAAGGGACCCUUCCCAGCUGCUCCGAGGGUUCCGAAAACCCGCAGGCGGACAAAUGAAGAGGAACCGGGGCGACGAUAUAGACUUUGAGACGCCGGGCUCCAUCCUCGUGAACACAAACCUGCGGGCGCUGAUCAAUUCCAGGACCUUCAACGCGCUGCCCCUGCCCUUCCAGCAGCAGCUUCUGCUCCUCCUCCCUGAAGUGGACCGGCAGGCUGGGGCGGACGGGCUGAUGCGUCUCAGUGGGAGCGCUCUGAACAAUGAAUUCUUUACCCACGCUGCCCAGAGCUGGCGGGAGCGGCUGGCCGAUGGUGAAUUUACUCACGAAAUGCAAGUUCGCAUAAGACAGGAAAUGGAGAAGGAGAAGAAAACGGAGCAGUGGAAGGAGCGAUUCUUUGAGGACUACUAUGGGCAAAAGUUGGGCUUGACCAGGGAGGAGCUCCCAGAGCAAAACUCGGUGCCAGACGAUACCAAGAACGGCACUGCCCAGCCUUCCCCGGGGGGACCCGUGAGGACUCAGCCUGGUCCCGUAACCCGCCAGCGUGAUGGGCAUUUCAAGAAGCGCUCCCUCCGCUGCAGAACCCUCAGGAGCCUCCAUAAGCCCCGCGAGCAAGAGCCGGCGGAGAGUGCCCUAGAGGCCGCCGUGCCUGCGGAGCCAGAGCCGCCCAGCUGCAGAGCGGUGGAACCGGAGGUCGACUCGCGCCAGGGGAGCCAGGCCCCUCCGCAGCCGGAGAGUCCGCCCAAGGCUACCAGGCUCCCGAGCGAGGGAGACGACGCGGCACCGGCGGCCGCAGCCGGCAGAGUCCCCGCCCUGCCGCAGGAGUCGCACGAUCAGGAGCCCAAGGAGCAGAAGAGGAAGUGCUUUGAGCAGGCCGCCUCCGCCUCCUUCCCCGAGAAGAAGCCCCGGCUCGAAGACCGUCAGUCCUUUCGUAACACAAUUGAAAGUGUUCACCCAGAAAAGCCACAGCCCACCAAAGAGGAACCCAAAGUCCCACCCAUCCGGAUUCAACUUUCCCGUAUCAAACCCCCCUGGGUGGUUAAAGGUCAGCCAGCCUACCAGAUAUGUCCUCGGAUUAUCCCCAAUCCAGAGCCCUCCGGCCCGGACCGAAACGGGGCCGCGGCCUCUGCUGACUUUAAGGCCUGUGCUGUGCCAGGCGGGGCCCAGCGAGAGACUGCUGCUCCUGCCUCCGCCAUUGGAGGUGGGGGUGGGCCGGGGGGAGGGGGAGGCGGCAGCCCGGAUGAAGGCGGCGGCCGUGGUGGUGGUGGCAGCGGCGGCAGCGGCACCCGCAGCAGAGGCAGGCAAUCCCGUGGCCGCCCAAAGCGCUGGAGGUCCAAGAGAGCUCACCGGAAGUGUCUGUCAAAUUUACAGCGAACACAGCUAUUGCCGCUUCCCCACCUAGAACAGCCCGGCCCUGAGUCGGCCAGAAGAAACUCCCCCAUGAAUGAGAAAUCAGCUUCACCUCCUAGAGCCGAGGGAGCCGUGGCGGUAGGGCAGACCGCCGGCACGGCCUCGCUUGCCCUCGAAGGCGUCGCUUGCAUCGCAGAGGCUUCUGGAAGCGGCCACUCGGACAGCAGCCUGGCCAAACUGCCCCCGGAUUGCCUAGCCGUGGCAGCGCUGGGUGGAACCUCCGGACACCUCCCGAGUGACGUGAGCGGUGGGCGGCCUCAGGGGGCUCACAAUCAACAGGAGGGCACGAAGCUUCCUUUGGGGAGCUGUAACAUCCACUCUCGGCUAGAGGACUCUCCGGUUAGUCUCCUUGGGGAUACCCAUAGAGCAGACAGGCACGGAAGUGGCCAUCCCGUCCUUCUGACCCACAAAGAAACCAGCUCUUCUGGGAGUUCUGGCCCGGUGGCAGAUUUAGCAUGUGAGAGCACAGAGCCCGGCGGGACAGAGGUGGAGGAAAGACCCGCAACCGGGCUUCGAGCAGGGGAGGGUCUCCCGGAUCCCCGGCGUUCCGAUGCCGUUGGGGUGGAGGAUGCGGCUCCGCAGUUCCACCUGUCCUCUCCUCCGACGACACCACAGCGGCAUGGGGAAGAGAGACCGAGCGGGAGCGACAAGGACGGCGCCUGUCAGACGAAGCCCGUCCCCCUGUUGGAUGGCUUCAGCACUCCCCCUGGCGCGGAGACACCCCAGAGCAGCCUUCCUGCAUGGGAGGCAGGAACGGGGGUGGGCGGGGAAGAGCCAGAAGCGAUGCUAAGCACCGACCCUGUCAACGACGAGGAAACGAGAAGCGUGCUCAGCGAGACGACGGAGACGGCGUCCGAUUUGGAAGCGGAGCUGACGGAUGAGAGCGCAGAACUGAACCUGGCUAAAGCGGAGGGAGGGCCCGCUCCCAGCAGGAGUGGCCCGGAGGGACAUGACGGGACCCGGUCCGAAUCGUCCGCGAGAACUGACUUCCCUAGGCACAGGGGAGACUUGUCCUCCGCAGUUCAGCCUGUUGGCCUCUGUUGGCCGGAAGAGCCAAUGCCACGGUCCUCUCCUGCCCCGGAAGCUGCUGCGCCCUCUGUCCGCGUUGAUUUAGAACGCCCCGGACCGCCACUGCCCCCGAGGACUUGCAAGCUGCUGUCCGUAGAAGCGAGCAACCCCCUCAUGGUGAAGUUGCUCAAAGCCCGGCUGCCCCUGAGCACGGUUCUCCCAGGGGCUCCCAGCAGCACUUCAGUGGGCAUCGCAGAUCAGCCUCCUGCAAGGCAGUGCAGCGCCCUGCUUGGGAGCCAGAGUGCCGGCGGCCAUGUCCAGGGACCCCGUCAGGCCGAGGGGCUGGACAUGAAUGGUGCAGCACCAAACGGACACCCUGCUCCCAGGUGUCUGAGGGACUCUCCGCAAAGGCACUACAUUCCUGGCCCCCCAGCCUCGCCUAGAGAGGGCCAGGAAAAGCCCGCGGACCCAGGGACCUGCCCCGACUUCAGUCCCAGCUCGGGCUCCGCAGGCCGAGCAGUGCGGGCUACCCAGCAGCCUGCAAAGUUGAGCCCAGCGGGAGGGCUGUUCUCUCCGCAUGCUUGCAAAGGUCCAAAGGAUUCUGCCACGUCUGCUAAGCCUGUCCCCGGCGGGAGCCUGCAGGAGACUCUAAAGCCAACUCAGUUUUCGCCUCCCGGCGGGACCCCUCUGGAUCGGUCCGGGGGCGCGUCCGUUCCUCAGAACCAGGGGGUUCAAGGGAAGAAGGUCUUUGGUUCCGGCUUCCCCUGCAGCACCGCUCCUCAAGCACAGCGGCUUUCCAGAGUGCCGGUGCCCUGUCCCAUCAAGCGUGGGCCGGCGCCGCCCCCCAAGAGCCCCGUGCCCAGGACAGGGGCACCAGCCGUAAGGGAGGACUGGCCUCCCAAGCCGCGCGUCCACAUUGGCGGCGGAGGGGGGGUGGAGAACAAGCGUGUCCCGGCCUGCCCCGGCCCGGCCAAGAGGAACGUGGAGAAGCGGAAGGAGGCGCCGCCCAGCCCCCUGGAGCUGAUGGAGCAGCUGCAGGGCAUCCCCUUGGUACGGGACCUUCCUUUCUUCAAGCUGCCGAGGGAGCCUGGGGGGAAGGGGCUGGCCCAGCCCCUGGAGCCCUCCUCCAUCCCCUCGCAGCUGAACAUCAAGCAGGCCUUCUACGGGAAGCUCUCGAAGCUGCAGCUGAGUCCGGCCGCGUUCCGCUGCGCCUCCAGCGUGCCGGUUUCCCCCAGGAGCCUGGCGGAGAGCGUGAUGCAGCUGAGCCACAAGGCGAACUUUGCCGCCUCCCGCGGCGUCUCCCUCUCGGCCCAGAUGUUCGCCGGCGUGGGCGUGGAGGAGGUCUCGCUCAAGUGCUCGUGCCGCCUGAAAGCCAUGAUCCUGUGCAAGGGCUGCGGGGCGUUCUGCCACGACGACUGCAUCGGGCCCUCCAAGCUGUGCGUCUUGUGCCUUGUGGUGAGAUGAUGAGCAAAGGCCCCGGGAGGGGGGGGGAGGGAGGUGUAUAUUUCCGCGUGUUUUUGCGAGCAAGGGGUCCCAGAAGACCAGUGCGCACGCCGUAUCAUCCGGGUCAUAUUACAAGGCAGCGUUCAGGAUGCCGCACGUUUUGGUUCACCUGUUAGGACUGGCGGGAGGGGGGGGGCGGCCCACCGGGAUCAUCCAGUGUCUUGAGGAUUUUCUAGCCAUGUCUGUGCCCCUGUGUCCCAUGAGCCCCUUUGAGGAGAGAGAGAGAGAGAGAGAGAGAGAGAGAGAGGAUCGUCUUCUUAGGAAAGUGGAGCCAGCAUAAUAUGGGAGGGGGGGGGUUGUUUGUUUUCCCCCAGAAGGGACUUGGAGCAGGUCCCCCUUUGCUCAAGCUGAGCAACAUGGCGUCGUCUUCCGUUCUCCGCUUCCGCCAUCUUUUCCUUCCUGCUUCGGGGGCGAAGCGCCCCCCUUUUUGAGAGCCCCUUACAAACGAGGAGCAGGA